Messenger RNA from Dendrobium catenatum, 1031 nucleotides. Its product is annotated as KAT8 regulatory NSL complex subunit 3. The coding region runs from base 94 to 822 and encodes 242 amino acids. Lineage: Eukaryota; Viridiplantae; Streptophyta; Magnoliopsida; Asparagales; Orchidaceae. The transcript is spliced from 6 exons. The record is from RefSeq and is a predicted model, not a curated record.
CGCGCUUUUCCUACUCGUCGUUGCCAGGCAGCCCAUCCAUCGUGUACGGUGAAGCGAGGGACUUUAGGGUUUCCGGAGAGGUAAUGUUGUUCUAUGGCUUCGGAUCCUUCGACUCGUCCAUCCAAGCGUAACAGGAAGGGCCAUGAUGAAGAGAGCGAGGAACGGAGCGCUGAGAAGGCUGGCGAGGGCUCACCUACAAGCGGGAAAUCUCCUCUAGUUGUGUUCGCCCAUGGCGCCGGGGCUCCAUCUAGUUCGGAAUGGAUGAUCAGGUGGAAGAAAAUGCUAGAAGAAGCAUUGGGAGCUGUUGAAGUGGUCACGUUUGAUUAUCCUUAUAUUUCUGGUGGAAAACGGAAAGCUCCUCCUAAAGCUGAAAAAUUAAUAGAUUAUCAUCUGGAGGUUAUAAAAUCUGCUUUGCUAAAACAUCCUGGGCAUCCUUUGGUCUUGGUUGGCAAAUCCAUGGGUUCCAGGGUCAGCUGCAUGGUUGCUAGUGCAGGAGAUGUUAGUAUUUCCGCAAUCGUUUGCUUGGGCUAUCCUUUGAAGGGUAUGAAUGGAUCAGUACGUGAUGAAACGUUGCUGAAGCUAACAAUUCCAACUAUGUUUGUGCAGGGAAGUAAAGAUAGUUUGUGUCCUCUGGACAAACUGGAAGCUACGAUCAAGAAAAUGAAAUGCAUGAGUAAUUUACAUGUCAUCGAUGGAGGCGAUCACUCUUUCAAGAUUGGAAAGAAGUUUCUAGAGUCUUCUGGGUCAAAUCAGGACGAAGCUGAAAGAAAUGCAGUGAAAGCAAUCCUAGAUUUUGUCAUUAGAGCCAUCAAGGGGAACUGAUUUGAAGGAUCUGUAGAAGUGGAGGUUAGCAAGUUUAACCUUGUAUUUUGUUUUUAAUAUAUAUCUUUUUGGCUUAUUAAACUUUCUUUGUGAUCUAUACCAAACAAAAAAAUGAUUUUGUCACCAUAGCUAUCAACUCCACUUUAUUUGUGAGGGUGAUACGUGUACUUUCUUUUUUGAUAUGGAUGAUGAAUAGAAGAGAUUCCAUU